AUAAGAAUCAUCAAGUUUAUAAAUACUAUUGACCGUUGCAACGGUGCUCCACAUAUAUCCACUCCUUCUUCCCGCCAAUCUUCACUCCUAGCCCUCCGGACAAAUGUCCAACACAGCGAGGGAUAUUGUCGAAUAUGCCUACGACAACAUCACAGAAUGGUACCUAGAAUGGGUCAAUAGCCAGAAGUCGCCGCGAGAGAGAUACACCAAGAUGCUCCUCGCGAAACUUCAACCAUCGCCCUCCAUCCUAGAGCUCGGCUGCGGCCCCGGAGUGCCUAUCUUGAAAAUGCUUCUCGAGCACGGCGCGGAAGUAGUCGCAAAUGACAUCUCCACCAAGCAGAUCGAGAUGGCCAAGGCGCGGUGUCCGAGGGCGAAGCUGGUUGCAGGCGACAUGACUGCCCUGGAUUUCGAGCCGGCGAGUUUCCAUGGGAUAGUCAGUUUCUAUACGCUGUUUCACCUGCCGCGGGCAACGCUCAAAGACAUGCUCACUAAGAUAUACGGUUGGUUGAAGCCUGGAGGUGUCUUUGUGCUGAAUCUUGCGACGAUGGAUGAAGCAGAAAUCCAUGGCGAAUUUCUCGGAUAUGGAAUGUUCUGGAGUAGCUAUGACGUGGAUAAGAAUCGGGCAAUACUGGAAGAGACUGGUUUUGAUGUAUUGCAGGCGGAGGUAUUGCACGCAGGCGAUGGGAAGUUGGAGGAGGGUGAUCCGGACUUUGAUGCCGAAUUUAUGUGGGUGAUGGCACAGAAGAAGGCAUCUCCUACGUAAUGGGAGGCUACAAGGAUUAUGAAGUUAUGUAAACGUUAAGCAGGAUGAAC
Messenger RNA from Aspergillus campestris IBT 28561, 813 nucleotides. RefSeq names its product class I SAM-dependent methyltransferase. The record is from RefSeq and is a predicted model, not a curated record. Lineage: Eukaryota; Fungi; Ascomycota; Eurotiomycetes; Eurotiales; Aspergillaceae. Bases 104 to 763 code for a protein of 219 amino acids. The transcript has a single exon.